Molecule: messenger RNA, 2493 nt
Organism: Monosiga brevicollis MX1
Lineage: Eukaryota; Choanoflagellata; Craspedida; Salpingoecidae
Exons: 21
Coding region: 1-2202 (733 amino acids)
Molecular function (GO): nucleic acid binding
Source: RefSeq, a predicted model, not a curated record
AUGUCCGACUUUGAAGCCAUUGAUGUGGCUUUCUCUCGCACCGGUGGUGCCACCACCCGCGUUUCCAUCGUGCCCCUGUCCGAUCGUGGACUUGUGGAUCUGGCUGUGGCCGCUCUGAUGGAACAUCAAAUUCUUGGUUUGGCCGUGUUUUCCACGCCUCGGCUGCGGGCCCAAGACUACAGCCCGAUUGCCGUCAUGGCCAUUUCCUCGGGCGUCGACACCUUUCUCUUCACCGUUGGCUUUGACGUCCGACGUGAAGACAUUGCCAAAAUUUACAUUGACUACGGCGUGGCAGUUGAGCCUAUCCACGAUCUCCGUGAUAUCUUAGCUCCAGAGACUGGCUCAGCGUCUGUUUUCGAGGCCUUUCAACGCGAGUUCCCGGGCGGCACGUUUCGCUAUCAGCGCGAUGUCAAGUCCAGCGACUGGUGGCGUCGCGAUCUUGAUGAAGCGCAAAUCUCGCUGGCCGCCUUUGACGCCUGGGCCAUCCGCUACUUUUGGCUCAUCGUGGCCCAGCCAAAGGGCUACCCCGUCCAAGCACGCACCCAGGGCAUCGAGGUAUCGGAAAUUACUCAAGGCAUUGUUCGCGAAACCUUUCCCGGCCAGCGCCAGCCCUACCGUCGGGACGAUCGCUUUGUGGAACACGAGGUCACAAUGCGGGAGGGGGCUGACAUGUCCACAAGCUUUGCUGCGACCGGCUGGUCCAGCCACGGUGGUGUUUCCAUGAGAAACACUCGCAGCGCUGCUGAAAACGCGCCGCAGGGCGGAGGCGAACCUGUCGCCCCACCGCCAUCCUUUGCUGCGUCAAGCAUUGCGCCCAAUGGCGUCCCACAAAUGCAAGCUUUUGGGCGCGGGCUCGAGCCCUCGGAUUCCAUCGCUGCACACUUGCAGCCGACCAUGGCCGAACACACGGCUGAAGCACAGCAGGCGGCCGUGAGUUUUGAAAUGCAAGAAGACGUCAACCCCGAAACUUUCUCGUGCCCAUAUUGCGAGCGCAGCUUUGAGACAUAUGCCAUUCUUCAGCAGCACAUGUAUGCUCGUGUCAAUGGCCUUUGUUACCCGGACGGCCCGGGCGAAGCCAGCGUGGACAUGGCCGAGGAUCAGAUGGAGGACACAGAAUGGAGCGCUGCUCCUGGAGAUGCCCAAUCCGGUGCCAAUGGCCAUCAUGGCGGUGGCGUUGCCUUUGUGCAAGCUCCCAACGUUUCCAUGAUUCCUCGCGAUGACGAUGACGAGUUGGCUGCAGGUUCUUACGCUCCGGGACAGGCUGCACAGGCCACAUCCCGGCCUAGUAUGGCGCAGCAGCAACCGGCGUCUACCGACAACGGCAAUCAUAACCCAUCAGCAGCCACGCAAGCUGCUGCUGUGCCGCAAAACGAGCUGCAUACUGGUGGCACUCCUCUCAACUCAACCACUCGACCCAUAAAUGCAUCGCGCUUCGGGACUUCACAUUCCAUCUUGGCCUCUCGAACGAGCCUGCUCUCAGAGAGCGUGUAUGGAAACGAUCUCAAUCUUAGCAUGCUCCCCACAUCGGCGGCACAUCGAGGGGUGGCCUCCAUGGCCAAGGACGAUCGCCCCACCCAUCUCGAUAACCCCAACGACACGGCCACUGGCGCUCAGGCUACAGGAGAGGCAUCUAUUCUGGCACAGACCAUGCGCUGGGAGGGCGGGGCUAACAGCACGAUGCGACGGGCAAACGCAUUCGAGCUCAACACCACUGGCGCCAUGCAGCGUGCGGGUGGUUCACGACCCGGUUGGCCAGACCGCUCGGGCUUCUCUAUCGGCAAUAUUAGUGGCAGUCACGCGGGUACAAAGCGUGCGUCAGGGUCCAACAUGACUUGGCAAGCCCCUUCUCAUGAAGCAGCAAGCUCCUUCGCCGCCAACGAAUCCCGGGAUACGGAUGGCUUUCGUCGACCGUCUACUUUGGGUCAGCCGCGAUCUAGCAGUGGGUCGACCUAUCGUUCGCCCAAUGCCACCACAAGAACGGCUUUUGGUGUGCAUCAUCCGCAAGGCGUCUAUGGUCGCUACUCGGAUUUGGAUCACAGCGUUCGUCAGGGUGACUUGACGCGCUCUGAUGUCAACAUGACCAGGUACCACAACCAGUCCAUGCAGGCCGCGCCUGGCGAGGAACCUUGGCUAGACCCACCAAACCGAAUGCCGGUGCGCUUGGCCGUGGCUAGCACUGCCGGGGACGUUGGUCGCUUUUGAAGCUUCUGCCUAAAGACCUGUGAUGAUGUGUGCCAUCUAAUUUGCAGAGGAGGCUGAUGCACAGUUGAAUUAGCAAUACUAUCUGGCGUCAAUUCAUGAGUCUAAUCUUGAUGCAAUGUUCUGGAUGACACGGGCGCUGUCGUUCUUGUCAAUAUCGUUCUAGUUGAUCUUGAACCCCUAAAUGCUCAGCACUUUCACAAUGGCCAGUCGCUUUCCAGACGAGCUGGCGAAUCAAACAUGACUGGGCAGAUCUCACAUGAUUCCCGUGGCGACAAUCAACAACAUGCCGAC